AUGAUCACGGAGAGGGAAAAACAUCCCAGAGAUGAAGUAUUAUUCAAAUGGGAUCCUCGAGGGAAUUUUACAAGUUUAGGAACCUCACCAGGUGAUAAUUUUAUUAAGAGGAGAAUGACGAAUCUGGAUAAUUCUCACAAACUUAUUAAUAAAUUGAGUAAAGUGGACAGAGAAGACUUGAACAAAGUUCUCAGAGAUUCCACAACAGAAGGAUUAAAUGUGAGACCAGAAUCAUUGGAUAAGAUCCGGGAUAAAAGAGCUGAAUUAAUGAAGAAUCUGAAAAAGUUUCAAUUACACAGUUGUAGAGACUGGCUGGGAACAAACACACUUAAAUCAAGCAUUCAAAAGGUUGACACCCUGGAUAGGCUCUCCUCAAUAAUUAUUAACCCAGAAUUCCCAAUUAAACACGAAGCAGUACUAUACAGCAUUCAACUUGGAAAAUCAGACCUCGAAUUUUAUAACGCUCUAUACUUGACAAAGUUGAGCAGAAUGAGUAAUCCUGCAGUGCUGGAGUUGAUCAGGCAACCAAUAUUUGUCAGGGAUAGAACGCUGCUGUUAACUGACAAAAAAACAUGUAAUUGUCCACUCAACGCCAUAACAAAACAACAGCCAACACAAAGACAUUUCCUACCGACAAUGAGACCAUUUUCCGAAACACAACAACCCAAACAACAAGGACCAAUGGGUGACAGUUUGCUAAAUAAAUUUAUGAGUCCACACACAAAUCCGAUGACUCCGGGUUUAUUUUCAUCAGAUCGAAACUGGCCACAGACAUUUCUAGGUUUUGAAAAAAGAUCAGAAGCACCAAAGCAACAAGAUGACAUUAAUGACCGUGACAUCGUUUGUCCAUUUCACUUCCCAAAAGAUCUACCAGAGCAAUUAAAAUCACCAAAGGGGCACUCGGGAUAUAUAUCUGAUUAUAAUUUAUUAUAUAGAUGCGAAGUUAUGGGAUCUGAUAACCUUCUAUUACUAUACGAAUUGGCGGAUAAUACAGCACCUAAUCCUGAAAUAUAUAAAUAUAAACUCCCCUCAAAGCUUUUAGCAAUUAAUUCUGUGUACUUGAAGGAUUUUGAAUUUCAACGUCACUACUCCUAUAACCUAAAUGAUUUUAAACGGGCGAAUUAUUCACAAAGCACAAUGGAUAGCGUAAAUUUAUCUAGUGUAUAUACAGGAGGAGCGCUUUUUAUAGCAACCAAGACUGAGUUUCUAAUUUGUAUCCCGAGAUAUAAUGAAAACCAGUUAAAUCUCACUGUGUUGGCACGUGAAAAGAACCAUGGACACAACAUCAUGGAAAUAUUGUCCCAUAAAAAUACCGGAAGGAUUUUUUUGCUAGAAACAAACAGCCUACUGUACGAAUAUCAAUACCAAUUAGGAUUUAAACCGAGGUCAUUAAUGGAUAAUAAAGUGUUUAAGCACGCAUAUGGAGCAUAUGUUUAUACAAAAAGAUUGUUGUCCGAUUACAUACGCAGAAACAGAGUGUACUCGUUAACUGUUUCCGGUACACCUACUAACAAUAUCCAAUUAACAGAACAAAAUGCAAGUGUUAGUCCUUUUAGCACACCAAAUCAACCAGUAUACAACUGCCUAGAAGGGCUAGAAAAACCAAUUGGAGGGUCAUUCUGUUAUGACCCACCACUAAUGUGGAACGAAUAUGGUAGUAGCACAUCAAAUAUAAAUUCGAACAUAUUUCAUUCACGUGAUACGUCAAGAAGUGACUGUACGUGUGGAAAUGGAUGCAAGAAGUAUAAAGUUAAUACACUACUGAGGUGCAUAAACCCAUGGAAUAAAACAUAUAUGAAAACCUCAGAUAGUAUUGGGAUAAUUGAUCAGAACAGAUCGAUAAUAUCACUGUUAAAUAUUUCUACGGGAGAUCUUUCAGUUUUCUAUAUCCACGGGAAUACAAGUUUGGAGGAAUAUAACAAUAGCCUUGAGAAAGGUGAAAGAGUGUUCCCAUAUGAUUUAACACUAUACAACUUGAGGCACAGCAAUAUGAUGAAUACGCUUGAAAGGCUCGGAUACGGAAGAUAUUCACACGGGACUAAAUUUGUAAAGAUGAUUUCACCACCAUUAAACUUUGUACAAGGAGUUGAUUUGAUACUAGUAGAUAACCUGGGCACUAGAGUUUUCAUUGGUUUCUCUAAUUUUUCACUAAUUACAACCAGCGGGUUUGCUUCUGUUACGUCAACUCUCAACCCGUCUGAUGGCGCAACCAUAAGCGCAGUGAAUACAAAGACGUCUCCAACAACAAAUAAACUAGGCCUAGCAGUUAAAGGAUUUAGACUACAGGCACGUCAUACAGCACAUGGACAAAGCUUUGGGUUCCCAAGAGGUCCUUUCUCACUUUUCAGAACAAAGCCAAACGUCUCAAGUUUCCCACUAGAUGAUCUGCUCAUAACAAUGGAACCAGUGAGGAAAAAUAACAACGGCACGCUGAUAAGAGCAAUUGUAAGCUUAAACGACUCUACAAGUUUCUUUCAAAAUUACGCGACAUUGCCAAUUUCCGUUAAUGAGGAGUUUUACUACUUCAACGAGGACCAUGUGAGGUACAAGACUGUGGAGGAAAACCAACCAGUAGAAUACUAUCACGAGUUUUAUAUCAAAUUGGGCGAUAAAGAAAAGAUAUUGUCAGUUAAUUCGGAAAAUACAAGUUUUCGUAGCGAGUCUGAAUUUGAUAGUCCAUACCCCCCAAACAGAAACGCCAACACAACUAACGUAAAGGAAAUGAAUGUACUUUCACCAGAUAAAGUCACCAAGAAUAAAAUUGUAAUAGUGACAACUGAGAAAGUGUACAAGUUCAACAGACUAGACUUGAAUUUGAUUUUAAAAUCUCUAGUUAAAUAUACGAAAAAUGCAGUGGAUCUGAUCAAACCACCCCCAAUCCUAUGUGAUAGUUAUACGUCAAAUAAUACCCACAACACAAAUAGUAUCGAGAGUACCGUAAAGGACCAGGAUGAAAAGUUUAACCUGAGCAAAUAUACUAAAAAAGAUGAGAAUGGAGAUGGGGAAAAAAAUUACUUUAUAAGUGCAUUAAAAGAAGAUAGUAUUAAAUUGUCCAAAUACCCAGUUAAUUACUCGGUAAACACAACUAAUAGUAUUGAAAGCAACACGGAUAUGACCGAGUAUAUGAAGUAUCUGAGGAAAAAAUCUGAAAAGAAUGAACUUGUACUGAAUGACAUCUUUGGAGAUGAUUUGGUGGAGGUCUGCGAAAACUCGAAACAGCUAGUGGGAUACUCAUUAUACUACUUAUCGUGGCUAUAUGGGCCUGAAAUUUUGUUUAAACAUUUAUUUAUUUAUUUGGUAGAGUUGUUGAAAGGCUGUGUUUUAAAGGAAAAAUUCUUCAAAGAAGAUGAUAACCAAAUUAUUGCUAAUAUGAGUAAUAAAGUUAUGAGUAAUAAACUAUUGGACAAAGUAAGUAAUUUGCUUCCAACAAUUAAGGGAUUUGAUGACACGGUUGAGAGUGAUGUGAUAUACAAGUAUAUAUUGUCUAGUAAUUUGGAUGACUAUAAUGUUUUUAUUGGAAGUUUUGGUAUACCCUCAAGAAUAUUUAAUUACGUGGUGCCUGGCUGUUAUUCAGUGUUGGACCACAAUUUUGAGAAGCCAGUAAUCUCACCAUGGUGUAGAUUCGUCUCAUUUUCUCAUAAUAAUAAGACUAAACAGAGCAGAGUUACAACUAACACGUCACCUCUGGUUGACGGCCUUCUGUUGCUUGUAUCAGAACUCCUGACACCGAUGUACCUUAAUAGAGCAAUUAACUUGGUUCCUAAUUUAUUCACGAGCAUGCUAAUCAACAACGUAGAUGAGCUUAACUAUAACCCUAACAAGCCAAGUAGAGUAAACUAUACACUUAACGGACUAGUGUUGGAUAAAUUUGAGAAUGAGAACGAGUUUGUGGUGGGAAGCAGAGUUGACAUGUAUUUGACAACAGAGUUAUCGAUGGGAUUAGAGUCAGCCAGAAAACUAUUAGAACAGUUAAACACAAUCCACACAAUAGCUUUAGAGCUGGUAAAAAAUUACCAAAAAUGUAAUUUAGAUAAUGCAGUACUUUUAAUGUCAACGUUGGGUCCGAACGUACAGAAGAUGAUCCUGAAACCAAACGUAAACCAAUAUGAGCCGUAUCCCCUCAACACAAGUUUCUUUUCUGACGUUUAUGCAACUUCUUCAUUUGCAAGUUUCUAUCCCACAAGUACUAGCGGGAUGAAUGAUAAGAGCCUUAGCGUAGACACUAGAGAAGCAUUCAAGGCCAUGAUUAAAGACCGUUAUGAGAAUGACUUAAGAACACUAAAAGAGUUGGUUUUAGUAUUGGAAGUCUCUCAGGAGUUUUUGGCCUCGUGUGUGCUCCUCCACAACAGCACAGUGCUAGGUGAAUAUAAGUAUGAGUUUGACAAGAAUUUAAAUUUAAUGAAUUUACUCCCGUCAAAAACUCCAAAUCCAUUUUUCAGUCCUUCAGACUACGUUCUCAACUCUAACAAAUUUGUUAGUCCAUUUAACUGUAAAUUUACCCACGAAUCUCCCAACUCUAAGCUCGUGCUCACCAAGGAUAUCGUCAACGUUUUGUCACAAUUUUAUUUAACAAAUUUAGCUCCUAUAAUGUCAUUUAGGUUCCUGAAUAAGGACGUCUAUAAACUCUUUAGAAUUGUGGUUUGGCUAAUUGGAGGCGAUACCUCAACAUUGGAAAAGUUCUUCUAUGGACACAUCUUCACAUUUGACGAGAUAACGAAUAUGAACAAGUGUAACAGGAUAAAGUACUUGGAGAGGCAUUUCGAGAAUACACAAGACGCUUCAAAGUGCGAGUACUUACAAUCGCUAAUCAAGCAAUUUACAAUUAACUAA
Molecule: messenger RNA, 4830 nt
Organism: Theileria annulata
Lineage: Eukaryota; Apicomplexa; Aconoidasida; Piroplasmida; Theileriidae
Exons: 5
Coding region: 1-4830 (1609 amino acids)
Source: RefSeq, a predicted model, not a curated record